Paralichthys olivaceus (Japanese flounder) is the source of this 1460-nucleotide messenger RNA. The record is from RefSeq and is a predicted model, not a curated record. Lineage: Eukaryota; Metazoa; Chordata; Actinopteri; Pleuronectiformes; Paralichthyidae.
GCUAGCCAUACAUAAAAUAAGUUUUCAUAGUGAGAGCAAAACCUCAUGUCUAUUUUUUAAUGAAUCUUUCUCAUGUAGCGUUCAUGUUGGAUGGAAAUUUAACACAGGAUAUCAAUGCCUCUUGUUGUGGUGAAGCGCCAUCCUGUUACAUGAAGGUACUUUCUCUUACUGUAGAGUGUGCAGGCUUUGUGAGCUGUUAAGCUGGUGGCAGGUAAAAUGUGAUAGCUCAUGGAAUAAUACAAGUAUGAAUAUAUGUUAUUGAGGAUUUUGAAAGACCAUUUUCUAAACAUGCUUCAUAUUUCAACCUUUUUUCUGAAUCUCCAUUUCAGCAACAAGUUCAAAUCGAUAAGAAGCCAAAGAACAUGGGCACCUGCCCCAUCAAGUGUCGAUCCAACCUGCCCCUCCUUGAAAAUCCACCCGAACCUGUGGUAGAAGGCCUUCAGGAGACUUUGAUUGUAUCGCUCUAUAACUACCCGUCCUUUGGUCCCGCAGAGUUGACCAUGUGCAUUGGAGAAAUGCUCACCAUCGUAUCAGACGAUGGUGAUUUCAUGAUGGUGAGGUCCACAACCACAGGCCAUGAAAGCUACAUUCCCACCAACUACACAGCCACGGUCACACACAGGUGGUUGUACAAAGGUAUCAGCAGGAUCAAAGCUGUGGAGCUGCUGCUGCAGCCCAGUAACCAGAGUGGAGCCUUCCUGAUCCGAGAGUCAGAGACAGAGAGAGACUGUCACUCGCUGUCCAUGCUGAAGAGAGCCAACUCCUCGUACCUCGAUGGUGUGAAACACUACCGCAUCAGUCAGCUCCAAAACGGCUGGGUCUACAUAUCCCCAGGACUCUCCUUCCCCUCCCUGCAUCACCUUGUGGAACACUACUCAGAGUUUGCAGAUGGAUUGUGCUGUCGACUCACAUCGCCCUGCUCCAUCCAGGGUUUUGAUGACGGUAGAGAGGCCAGGCCUGUACCCACAACUAUCAGGAGGCCGACCAUCAACUGGAAGGACAUCAGCAGGUCCAUGAUCUUCAAGAGGAAGAGGACAGAGUCAGACAACUCUCUGGUGAGCGAGGGGCUGAGGGAGGCCAUCAGCUCUUACCUCCAAAUGACAGAAGGCAGCAAUCACAGCUGGGACACUUGAGGAGAGACGGUGGAUCGGUCUGAGAGAAUGAAGCCAGACAGAGACAAACGGUCAAGCACUGACCUGCCUCAUGUGCCCUUUGAGAAGGACAGUGGACAGGGUCGUCUGCACGCCCACAUGAGGUCAUUGCACACCAGCCUGUCGUGGUAGAAGGCACUACAAUGCUUGGAUCUGCAACAUGUUUGUCAUUAAAAGACAAAAAGAAAUUGGUUUUCAAAUGUUGAAUCUAUACAUUAAUGUAUAAUCUAACUUGUGCAUGCUGUUUGAAUGUGACAUAUUUUAAAUGUAUUUCAAUAUGAUUGUAAUCGUGGGUAUGUUAUUGGAAUC